This is a messenger RNA of Triticum aestivum (bread wheat), 2770 nucleotides long. Its product is annotated as serine/threonine-protein kinase AtPK2/AtPK19. Lineage: Eukaryota; Viridiplantae; Streptophyta; Magnoliopsida; Poales; Poaceae. Gene Ontology annotation, molecular function: ATP binding; protein serine/threonine kinase activity. The record is from RefSeq and is a predicted model, not a curated record. Gene Ontology annotation, biological process: protein phosphorylation. The transcript has 7 exons. Bases 1141 to 2601 code for a protein of 486 amino acids.
CCGCGCCUUCGGUUCCUCGAUCUGGGUUUGUCCGCUGGAUUGGCUCUCUCUCUCUCGCUUACCUCUCGUUCCCCACUGCGGAUCUCGUGGUUUCUGGGGUGAUGGCUUGGUUGCAGUGAUUUCGAUGCGGUCGAGCGGGGAAAGAGUAGCGUGCGGUUUUAAUCUUUGCUGUGUCAGUGGGGUGGAGUUCGAUCUAUAUCGGGAAUCCGUUGCUAAUUGAUUGGUUGUUCAGCAAAGGAAUGCCGAUGCUAGGCUGAGUCGAGGUGUUGAGCAUAGCGUGGUUAGGAUGGUAGGAUUGUGGAAGUUGGAAGUACAAUUUUGGACUAAAGGCACGUUGUCCUGCUUUUAGAAAGCAUGUAUGCCUUUGUGUUCUAAGAAUCUGGAAGUAACUUUCGAGAAAUCUUUUCUCCUUGAUAGAUUGCAAAGCUCCAGCUUCCUUGUGCUGGGAAUUUAGUACACUAUGCACACUGUUCACUGUUCAGGAUGUUUGAGGGCAUUCAAGAUGCUCGAACUGCUGAUGAUGCAGUGAUGCACCUUACAUAUCUGUAAGUGGUGAAGCCGCAGAGUCAUCCGCCGGCUUCUUCCUUGCUGAUUGCUGUGUGGGAGCUUCAAAUGAGGCCAGUGAUAGGUGCUGAUGGUCGGUGAUGCAAACUGAGAUCCUGCCAGUAGUCAACUGAUUGUCCCUUAGUUUUGUUGAUGUCGAGAGAGUUUUCCUGCAACACAUGAUUGCUUCUGGUGUCAGUGAAGGUUUAAAUCCUAGCAAGAUAAAUAUUCUUAGAACUGACUACAGUAACCGUUUGUACCAUGUUCUUAUAGAUUCCCCUACAGAAGAUAUUGGUCGUUUGCACAGGAUUUCUGCUUCACGAGUCCAGGAAGAACAACACUGGCAUCAAGCAAGUCAUAUUCAGCAGGGAACAGCAGCAUCGUUUUGAUCUGCCUUUUCGCAGGAUACUUGGCCAAUUCAUAGUGGAAACUUCAACUUGUUCAAGGCCUCUCUGUUCACAGCAGUACAUCAUUUUACAUCCUUGGAAAUUGUGGAGCGAGCCUACUUGAGAAUGCAAUGUAGCAGGAGUCAUUAGUUUCAGUAAGUCGGAGACUUGCCCUGGAGCUGCCAUACUCGGCUGCAUUGGCCUUUGAUAGAUGGUUUUUUCUCAGACAUCCUCUCUGGCAGUAAAGCUUGCACAAGGACCCAAGCUCUUUACUACAAAGACAAUUCUCCCCAUGGAUCCCCCGGGCGUUGUCUCCUCUGAAAAUGCUGAAUAUGAUUUCUCUGAUGUUUUUGGUUCCAGUCCAGUCGAGACAGCAACAGAACUUUGUGUUGUUGAUCCUGACAGCCCUGCAGCUCCCGUUGAGUCCCCUGAGGAGGUUUAUAAUGAUCCUGCGGUCAUCUUCAAGCGGUCACAUUCUCUUGUUGGUCCAUCAUCACUUGUUAGCUGCUCUUUGGGACUUGGCAAGCUCACUCUAAACAUAGCAGAUGGAUCAUCAGAACUUGUAGGUCACACUACAGAAGAAAAGGAACUUAACCUAGAGCAGUUCAGUGAUGAAGAGUUUGGUGAUGCCGUGACUGAGGAUGAGGGUGUUGGGCUUGAUGACUUUGAAAUCUUGAAGCUUGUAGGCCAAGGGGCAUUUGGCAAAGUCUUUCAGGUGAGAAAGAAGGGUACUUCAGAAAUAUAUGCAAUGAAAGUCAUGAGGAAGGACAAGAUACUGGAGAAAAACCAUUCCGAGUACAUGAAAGCUGAAAGAGACAUACUGACAAAAGUUGACCAUCCUUAUGUAGUGCAGCUGAGGUACUCCUUUCAGACCAAAUAUCGACUUUACCUUGUCCUGGACUUCGUAAACGGGGGGCAUCUCUUCUUUCAGCUCUACAAGCAAGGAUUAUUUAGGGAGGAACUUGCACGAAUCUAUACGGCUGAGAUUAUAUCUGCUGUAGCCCACCUCCAUGCUAAUGGGAUUAUGCAUAGAGAUCUUAAGCCCGAGAACAUCCUAUUGGAUGCUGAAGGCCAUGCCAUGCUAACUGACUUCGGCCUUGCGAAAGAAUUCCGUGAGAACACCCGAUCAAACUCGAUGUGUGGCACUCUCGAGUAUAUGGCCCCUGAAAUUAUUCAGGGCCAGGGGCAUGAUAAGGCCGCAGAUUGGUGGAGUGUAGGAAUCCUCCUGUUUGAAAUGCUGACGGGCAAGCCCCCGUUUGUUGGGAACAGAGACAAAGUUCAGCAGAAGAUAGUGAAGGAGAAGUUGAAGCUUCCUCCGUUUUUGACUAGUGAAGCUCACUCACUGCUGAAAGGAUUGCUGCACAAAGAGGCCGGCAAGCGGCUGGGAACCGGACCUGGCGGCAGCGACGAGAUAAAGAAGCACAAGUGGUUCAAGCCGAUCAACUGGAGGAAGCUGGACGCCAGGGAGAUCCAGCCGAGCUUCCGGCCCGACGUCGCCGGCCUGACCUGCAUCGCCAACUUCGACGUGUGCUGGACCAACACGCCCGUGCUGGACUCCCCGGCCGCCACCCCCGUCACUGCCGGCGGCGGGCAAGGCAACUUCGCGGGGUUCACCUACGUCAGGCCCGCGCCGUUCCUCCAUGACCUGAAGCCGCCCUCGAGCUCUAGCUAGGCUGCAAGGUUCACUCUAGUGCGCCCGAAACGGGUGUGCGCAAUUUUGAUCUAGUUCAUUCACUGAACCGCUGUGUUCUAUGGCCUGUAUGAUGUAUAGAUUCUUGUGCAUCUGCUUUACUUGCGGCAAUGAGAAGUUGGAAACAGAGAGCAACUAGAGAAGUUGAGAA